Molecule: messenger RNA, 4794 nt
Organism: Plectropomus leopardus (leopard coralgrouper)
Lineage: Eukaryota; Metazoa; Chordata; Actinopteri; Perciformes; Serranidae
Source: RefSeq, a predicted model, not a curated record
AUGGAUGAUCUAGUUACGACCAGGACUGUGAGCUGUGGUGGAGGAGGUGGUGGAGGUGAUCUUUCUCUGGGUGCAGGAGGGUCAGGUGAAAGAGCUGCGUCAGGAGGCUCUACUGGCACAAGCAGCUCGGUUCUGAUCACCACAUCCAGCAGCUCUGGUGGAUCUGGAGCAAACAAAGGCACCGGAGGCAUCAGCAUCACUUCUCUAGGAGCGUCCUCUGCUGUAUCUUCAGGGGGAGGGAGUUCUGGAGCCACUGGAGGGGGGUCCUCUGGCAUGUCUUCUGGUGGUAGAGAAGGAAAAAGGGAAAGGGGUCUCGGUGCUGUGACAGUUACGACAGUGACGAAGACCAGCAGUUCAGGAGGAUCUGGAGCAGCGAAGAGAGGAUCAUCCUCAGCUGUCACUUACUCACCUGUUCCCAAAGAGAGGAAGAGCACAACUGCCAUGGCAACAGCUCUGUCAGAUGUCUUUGAUGGAAGUUCAAGCUCAAACUCCUCUCCAGAGUACAACAGGAAGGAGUAUGGCAUUUCCAGUUCUGCUUCCAGAGGAAGAACUCCGAGCAGAGAGAGUCAGAUCAGAGCCAGGCUUCAGAGUGCCUCUCCUCCUGCAAGCUGGACCGAGCUGGAUGACGUGAAGCGUCUGCUGAGAGGAAACCACUCCAGCAGCACCAGCCCGACUCAGACCCCCAACAACACACUGCCCAUUCCCCAGAAGGCCAGCGUGGAACCGAGGACCAUGUCUGAGAGCUUGAGCGCAGACCAGUAUGACAGCAUUUGGUCUGGAGGUGUGAGCAGUGGUUACAGUUACAACACAAAUCCCAACAACCUGUCGCCUACCUCGGCCCUUUACCCGACAGGAGUUCAGAACAACCUGACGCUCCGCUCUCCCUCUGUGAGCAGUCUAACUCUGGGCACCACAGUUCCUGUGUACGGUGUUCAGAAUAACCUGGUCAGUACAAGCCCCACACUACUCUCUUCCACUGGAACCAACACACAAAUAGUGUACGGUGUGCAGAAAAAUGUGUCUGGCCCUGGAAUCAGUCCUACCACAGUGAGACCUAGAAGUCCCAUUAUUGACGAUGCCUCGGGCAAAGACUUUAAGUUUGUGCUGAUAGAGAAGGGGAACUCUCCUGUAACGAAGGAGACGGAGCGGCUGGUGAUGACCAAAGACACAGGGAAGCAGUUCAUAUCUGCUACACCUGGAAGUGCUUCAGCGACCUACUCUGGAGAUUCACUUCAGAGAGAAAAACAGAAGCUAUCAUCCAGCACAACGGACGAUGGAACAGAUGCUAAAUCUGCAACCCUUAAAGUUGCCACAAAAGACAAAGCCACCUAUGCAGAGAUCCGUAAAGGUGACUCAGGCCUUGACUCAGCUUUAAGCUUCUGCUCCUGCUGCAGCUGGUGGAAGUGGCUGCUCGGCCUCCUGCUCAGCCUGCUCCUCCUCCUCGGUCUCCUCUUUGGACUCAUCGCUUUGGCUGAACAAGUGAAACGCCUCAAGAACCGCGUGGAUGCUCUCGAAGCCAUCACUGGCACUACGUCAGCCAGGUCCAGCCGCUUGUCGGCCUCCUCUGGCAUCAACAUCAUCGAUCCGCUGGACCCGUCGUACAUCGACAGGAGUUCUGCUGGGUCCACCCUGACCCGCACUGACAAUGGGAUCUACCUGGGGUCUGCUGGACCAGGUGGAGGCGUAGGGGGCGGUGUAGGACAGGACAGUGCCGCCCUGCAGAGAGCCAUUCAGCAGCUGGUCAGGGCUGAACUCCGUUCGGAUGCUGUAAGAGAAACACUUGCAUACUCACUUAAAGGGGAGAGAGGAGAUCCAGGACCUAAAGGUGAUCCAGGUCUGCUUGGACAAAAAGGUGAUAGCGGCUUUCCUGGCUUGCCAGGUCCUCCUGGGCCGAUGGGUCACCCAGGAUUGGAUGGACCAAGGGGACUAAAAGGAAGUGCAGGUGAACCGGGCCCCGAGGGACCAGCAGGCCAGAGGGGCCGAGAUGGACCAAUGGGCCCCCGCGGAGACGCUGGACCACCAGGCUUUGGAGAGAAAGGAGACAAAGGAUCUCAGGGCGAGGCAGGACAUCCCGGUCCUCCUGGCACUACUGGACCUACGGGACUGAAAGGUGCCAUGGGAGAGCACGGUGCAUCAGGAAUCCCCGGUGUUCCAGGUCCAAAGGGUAUCCAGGGUGAUGCUGGAGCUCCAGGAGCUAAAGGUGAUCGAGGAACACCAGGGCCGCCAGGAAUCAAAGGAGAUCAGGGAGAACGGGGGUCACGUGGACCAGCAGGUGAACCAGGACAACCUGGACCACAAGGCCCUGCAGGACCAAAAGGAUCUAGAGGAAUUAUAGGUGACACGGGUUCAAUGGGACUUCCCGGUGUUAGAGGACCACCUGGACUUCCUGGAGAUGCUGGUCCCCCAGGGGAACCAGGAUCACCUGGUAAAGUCAUCGCUCCAAUUGGCUCCAAUACUGUGGCUGUUCCCGGACCACCAGGGCCUCCUGGGCCUCCAGGUCCUGCUGGAACCCAUGGUCUGUCUGGUCCCAUUGGCCCCGCUGGUGUUCCAGGACAACCUGGACCUCAGGGAGAACGAGGAGAGAAAGGAGAAAAGGGAGAGCCAGGAAAACCUGGCGAGCCUGGUAGUUUCACUGAUACAGAAACCAUCAGUUCCACCCGAUCCGACAGACUUUCAUCAGCUGCUCGAUUUUCUGGCCCACCAGGCCCUCCAGGCCCUCCUGGAGCACCUGGUCCUCCUGGUGAGACAAUACAGGGUCCUCCAGGACGCAGAGGUCCUGUGGGAGAGCCAGGAGUUGGUUUACCUGGACCUCGUGGACAGAAAGGAGAGCCAGGCAGCUUUGUGCCUACCUCAGAAACCUUUUUUGCUGGCCCACCAGGACCACCAGGACCCCAAGGCCCACAGGGUAUAGCAGGUGACCAGGGACCACAAGGGUACCAAGGUGAACCAGGUCAACCAGGUCUCCCAGGGAGUCCAGGGCCGCCGGGCACUGGUUUCCCAGGCCACCCUGGACCAAGGGGGCCUCAGGGUCCGCCAGGCCCAGAGGGGCCAGAGGGCCCAGAGGGACCACAAGGACCUAAAGGCGAUGCAGGAGUCCCCAGUGCUUCAGGAAUCUCCAGGGUCUCUGAUGGUGUCUCAUAUAGUUCUGGGGCCCCAGGCCCACCUGGACCACCUGGUCCACCUGGUCCUCCAGGAAGAGAUGGAAGUGGAUCUGGAUCAACUGAUGUGGGACAGUACAUUGCAGAAUACAUUCAGAGUAGUGACAUCAGGCAGUACCUGGCCGGGCCUCCAGGACCUCCAGGGCCUCCAGGAACACCGGGGGCUCUUGGGUCUGCAGGGGACAGUCUGGUGGAUGAUGUUGCCAAUCGUGUCAUUGCUUACAUCCAGAGUCCAGGGAGAGGAUAUGACCGGAUGCCUGGCCCUCCUGGUCCUCCAGGCCCACCUGGCUCCAUCUCUGUCAUUGACAUCAUCAAUUUAUUACAGCGAGAGGACGUGAAGAGACACAUUUCUGGUACUCCUGGUCCACCAGGAGCUCCUGGAGCUCCAGGCCAUGGCAGCUCUAGAUUCAGCACCCAGGAGGUGGCUGAACGAGUCCUCUCCCUCAUGAAUGAGAGGGGAGUGGUAGGUGUCCCUGGACCUCCUGGACCUCCUGGACUCCCUGGAAUCCCUGGACAACCUGGAAACUUAUUGUCAACUGGGCAUCAAGCACUUGUGGGUCCUCAGGGGCCUCCUGGUUCUCCAGGUAUCCCUGGUCCACAAGGUCCACCUGGACCAGCAGGUCCACCUGGGCGAACAGGUCCACCCAGCCCACAAGGAUUUGGGAACUACAUCGGUCCAGAAAUUCAUGAGUACCUGCAGAGUGUUGCCUUUAGAGGUCUACCAGGCCCCCCUGGUCCCCCUGGGCCCGAGGGCCCACCCGGUCAAGUCCACGGACUGGUUUCCUAUGCUGAACAUGCCAACAGAGAGACACUCAAAGCAGAGCAACAACAAUACGUCAAGAGUGACAGUGUUAGAGGGGCUAUGUUCGGAAAUCCUGGUACGCCAGGUCCUCCCGGACCUCCGGGACACAAGGGAGAACCAGGCAUACCCGGCACCAGAGUCUGGACUGUGGACACUGGAGACUACUCCAGCAUGGCUAUCAAAGUAACUGAUUACAUCAAAUCUCACGGUCUGCUGCGUGAUGUUGUGAGAGACUCUGAACGUCUUGUUCAAGGACCUCCAGGACCUCCUGGACUUCCAGGAUCGCCUGGACAAAGCCAAUGGCUUAGUUCCCGUGAAAAUGUUGUGGAUGUGGUGGAAUAUAUCAAAUCCCGAGGUGUGCUGCAUGACAUUGUGAGGGAAUACGGCAGUCGUGUCUUCCAUGGACCUCCAGGACCGCCCGGCCCCGCAGGUCCCCCUGGAUACAGCCGGUGGUUUGGUUCCCAUGGAAAUGCCACAGAUCUGCUGGAAUACAUCAAAUCUCAUGGUCUGCUACGUGACUUUGAACGGAACCACAAUGAACGAGCCAUCCAAGGACCACCGGGACCACCUGGCCCUCCAGGUCCCCCUGGAUACAGCCGAUUGUUUGGUUCCCACACAAAUGUUACUGAUUUAGUGGAAUACAUCAAAACACAUGGAGCCAUUGUAGGACCGCCUGGGAGACCAGGAAUGAAAGGGGACAUGGGAUUCCCAGGGCCAAAAGGAGAAAGAGGUGAACGAGGCCUUCCAGGCAGAGAUGGACGCAGAGGACAAAAAGGAGACAGAGGAGAAUUCAAUCAGACGUCUAAAAGAAGGAGGAGGGACGUUGGUGUUUAA